UUAGGGUUUCGAGGUUUUUUGCUUUUUAGGCGCAGUCGGAGAGGAAGGGAAUACGGUGUUGGUGACGGUUUGUGUCUUCGGACAAGAAGAGGAGACCGAUGAAGAGGUCACCGGCAUUCUCUCUCUUCUCCAAAACCCUCUGCUUCAUCUAUCGCCCUCGUCCCACCGAUGCUCUACUUUCCUCCUCCUCCUCUUACUCCGUCGCCGCUACCGGAAGCGGAGCUCUUCAGCCCAGCUUCAUGGCCGAAUACCUCGUCACGUCAUGUGGCUUCUCCCCGGAGAAGGCGACCAAGGCCUCGAAUCUCCUCGGCGGCAUCGCGUCCCGCCGGCAGCCCGACUCCGUCCUUGGCUUUCUCAAAAGCCACGGUUUCGACGACACCCAUGUGAAAGAGCUGCUGUCUGGGAACCCCCGGUGGCUUCUCCUCGACGUGGAGACGAACCUGGCCGCCAAGUUCCGAACUCUCCAGGAGUUAGGUUUCUCACAGUCCGACAUCACCCACCUCCUCGUGGCCAAUCCCUCCGCAAUCGACUGUCGCGUCCCCACCGUGGUGCACAAGAUCCGGUUUUGGCAGGGACUCAUCGGAUCCAACGACCUCCUCAUAAAGCUCUUUAAGCACCACCGGUGGCUUCUCGGGUAUAGCGUCGAGAAGAGGAUCCAGCCAAACAUCGAGAUGCUACGGAGCUGUGGAUUCGCGGAUCAAAAGCUUAGAACGAUCCUGACGUACCAGCCCACGUUGGUAACCCGGAGGGCGGAAACCUUGAGGGCCUUGAUCAGUCGUGUCGAGGGAUUCGGAGUAGCCCGCACCUCGGGGAGGUUCCACUGGACUCUGUGGACGCUCUCCAAUGUUAGCGUGGAGAGAUUCAAUGCGCAAAAGAAGCUAUUCGGGGCCUUCGGGUGGUCAGAGGCCGACUUCCUCGACGCAUUCAGAAAGACUCCUGGAUUCUUGACAGGUUCCCUGAAGAAUCUUAAGAUGAAAAUGGAAUUCUUGGUGAAUGAGGCUGGAUAUGCUCCGUCUUAUAUCGCCCUCCGGCCUGUGCUUUUGACAUAUAGUUUAGAGAAAAGGUUGAUCCCAAGAUAUCAGCUCAUGGCAGCCCUGAAGUCCAGGGGGCUGUGCGCUGGUCAUCCCAAAUUGUUCACAUAUAUCACGUGUCCAGAGAAGAAGUUCUUGGAAAGUACUUGAUGACCUCAAACUCAAAGGGAAGAAAAAAGAAAGACGGAAGGAGAAGAAGAUAGAAAAGAGGAAAGUUGAGAUGGUGAAAAGAUAAAAGAAAAAAGAAAAAAGAGAAAAUUGUGAUUGUGAUUCUAAAUCAGAGGAGGGAACAUUGCUUUUGCUUUGCUUGCUAUUCACUGCAUCCAUCCACUGCAUUUGUUGUUUACUACUCCAUCCACCGGGUUGAAUAGAUGGAAGAUUACAGGCAGAAGGAAGAGGAGGACAGAAGUAACCCAUAACCUAAUAUGAACUGUUCCUGCUCCUCAUAUUUAUUAAGGUUUAACCAAUGAUUUUGACACUUUGGAAAAUUGCGAACUAGUGAUUGCAUAGUGUACAUGGCAGAAGCACUUGUCGUUGUUUCGUCCUCUUCUGUAUAGAAUAGGCAGCAUGUUUGGUUGGUCCAAUCCGAUCAAUAAAAGAAAAUAUUUCACAGGUUUA
Musa acuminata AAA Group (dessert banana) is the source of this 1649-nucleotide messenger RNA. Its product is annotated as transcription termination factor MTERF8, chloroplastic-like. Gene Ontology annotation, molecular function: double-stranded DNA binding. The record is from RefSeq and is a predicted model, not a curated record. The transcript has 2 exons. NCBI's taxonomy places the organism in Eukaryota, Viridiplantae, Streptophyta, Magnoliopsida, Zingiberales, Musaceae. The coding region runs from base 99 to 1181 and encodes 360 amino acids. Gene Ontology annotation, biological process: regulation of DNA-templated transcription.